This is a messenger RNA of Mixia osmundae IAM 14324, 1965 nucleotides long. RefSeq lists its product as uncharacterized. The transcript is spliced from 3 exons. Bases 17 to 1822 code for a protein of 601 amino acids. The record is from RefSeq and is a predicted model, not a curated record. Lineage: Eukaryota; Fungi; Basidiomycota; Mixiomycetes; Mixiales; Mixiaceae. Gene Ontology annotation, biological process: circadian regulation of gene expression; entrainment of circadian clock by photoperiod. Gene Ontology annotation, cellular component: nucleus; cytoplasm. Gene Ontology annotation, molecular function: DNA binding; FAD binding.
GAAACAAUCUGGCAGCAUGGCAAGAGUGAUCUACUGGUUCCGCACCGACUUGCGGCUGCAUGACUCCCCUGCGCUACAAGCAGCUCUCGAUCUCAAGCCGGAUGUCCUCUUCCCCACCUGGUGCUUCGAUCCGCGCUAUGUCUACGAGCAGCGAGUCGGUCCCAAUCGAUGGAAAUUCUUGCUCGAGUCAAUGAGUGAUACCUCAGCUGCCAUCACGAAAGUCAACCCCAAAUCUCAGCUGUUCGUCCUGAGAGGCCAUCCUACCACGAUUUUGCCCGCAUUAUUGCGAAAGUGGAAGAUAUCCGACAUCGUAUGGGAGAAAGAUGACGAUCCCUAUACAAUGGAGAGGGACAAGGCAGUUGAAAAGUUGGCCAAAGACGCCGGCGUCAAAGUUCACGUCGUCCAUGGCCAUACGCUGUAUGAUGCAGAAGCGAUAGAGGCCAAGACCAAAGGGAAGCCAUAUGUAUCAUACGGACCGUUUGUCAAGAUUCUGGAGGGUCUGCCUCAGCCGCCCAGACCCAUCGAUGCGCCUAGCUCGCUACCCAACCCGGGUCCAACUGACUUGGCUGAUCUCAAGCGAUCAGAGCACUCUGUGGAUACCUGGAAGAAGAAUGACAACAACGCAGAGAACAGGGAUGGAGAGGACAAGAUAUAUGCUUCGUUCACUGGACCAGAUGGGAAAUUCUCUGUUCCGACCAUGGAAGAGCUCGGCAUGGCGAAAGCGACGGGCAUCCAUCCGGGCGGCGAGACAGAAGCGCUCAAGAGGUUGGAAGCUUACAUGAAGGACAAAGAAGCCAUCAUCAACUUUGAGAAGCCAAAGACAAACCCGGGGGCAUUUGAUCCUGCAGCGACGACUGUUCUCUCGCCUUACUUAAAGUUCGGCGCCUUGUCCGUCCGGACAUUUUACUGGCGUUUACAGGAUGUGGUGAAGGGCACAAAGCAUACCCAGCCGCCUGUCUCACUUAUCGGUCAAUGUCUGUGGCGAGAGUUCUUCCACUACAACAUGCGCGUGACGCCCAACUGGCACGAGAUCAGAGGGAACCCUAUCUGCAAGUAUAUCGACUGGAGGCUAGACGAUCGGUACGAUGACAAGGGCGAGCCGAUACCUCGUAGCGAAUGGAAGCUUUCAGACGAAGAGAAGGAGGCUGAAAAGGUUCUCGAGGCAUGGACUCACGGGCAGACCGGCUUUCCCUGGAUCGAUGCCAUCAUGCGACAGCUCAAGAUGCACGGCUGGAUACAUCAUCUCGCACGGCAUUCAGUCGCCUGCUUCCUGACGAGAGGCCACGCGUAUAUCUCCUGGGUGCGAGGCAAAGAAGUGUUCGAACGGUGGCUUAUCGAUCACGAUCCUGCCAUGAACACGGGCAACUGGAUGUGGCUCUCUGCGUCUGCCUUCUACUCGCAAUGGUUCCGCGUAUACGGCAUGGCGUAUGGCUCGAAUUGGGACAAGUCUGGCGCGCUCAUUCGCGAAUUCUGUCCAGAACUCAAUAAGCUGCCGGACAAAUAUAUUUAUGAGCCAUGGAAAGCGCCGGUCUCGGUCCUCAAAGAAGCAGGUGUGACGCUGGGCCAGACAUAUCCCAGGCCGAUCUUUGAUGACAAGGCAGCCAAGGCGGAAACGCAGGCCAAGAUGAAAAAUGCGUAUCAUGUGAAUAUCCAUGGCGAUCACGAAGCUGUUCUGAACGGCACUGCUGCCAAGAUGCUGAAGGAAGGAGCAGCUGCGGCUGGUGACGGCGAGGAGUCUGAGAGCAAGUCACCGAGCAAGAAGCGCAAGCCAGACAGCAAAGGAAAGGAUGGCUUGAAGCAGCCUAAGCUCAAGAUGAAGUAACCCGUUGGUUGGCAAUUGAUCAUGCAUUGUUGGAAUUAGUAUACGAGCACAUCUAGCAGGCUGAUGAGUGUAUUGAUCUACGCUCUUGUCAGCCUUGCUGUAUGCCGAAGGAAGCAAAGACUUGCCUGAUCGAAGCGAUAGUC